AUGAAUAGAAGGCGCCUCCUUGUAGUCUCCUCCGACGACGAAGACGACGAUGAUAACCUCCGCCCUCCUCCGCCUCCUCCUCCUCCGCCUCAACAGCACUGGUUAGAUGAAGACGACCUCAUCGCCGAUGACAUCCAGUCCGAUUUCCAAACAGUUACACUGAACUCCGCAAAUCCUACUCCCGGCAGCAACAAUUCCUUCACCGCACCCCCCACCACCACUCAGACACAAGGAAGCCACCGAUUCGAGCCGAUUCCACUUGAUAUCUCCGACGAGGAUCCGGAAGAUGUUUCUACCGGCGGUGACAAUGCCUUCCCUGAAGCUAAGAACGGUAAUCACGGUCAUCUCCAAAUGUCGGAAUCGCCGGCGGUGGAUGGGGUUUUGAAGAGGCUAGGUCUCAGUGUUAGGGGAGAGUGGCUGGAUUCGUGUCUUCAAGGUCUGCAGGCAUCCACGCCGGGGUUUCAGAGAAUGGACGAUUCAUCGAAGGCUAAGCUUUGCUUCAAGCAGUUUUUGUGGUCGGACAUGAAUUUCUGCGGCGCAGGGGUGCUUCCGCCGAAUGUUCACACCUUGCAUUUGGUUGAUCUCAAGGGGCCAUUUGUUCUUCAGGUGGAUGAGGUAGUAAACAUAAGCAACCCUGUUCGCGGGAGGUACCAAAAUGCUGCUCCGGGAAUCAAGAGAUGCCUCAAACUGUCCAUGACAGACGGGAUCCAACGUGUGUUUGGCAUGGAAUAUCGACCCAUCAAAGAUAUUCAAGUUUUGGGACCGGCAGGACUGAAGGUAGUUGUUUGUAAUGUGCAUGUUAGGCAUGGGCUCUUGAUGCUAGUCCCUGAAGUUAUUGAGGUGUUGGGAGGAGCCAUAGACGAGUUGGAAGCUGCACGGCAGAGGCUUGUCGAAGAAGUAAAUAAGCCACCUCGGGGAAGAAGAAAUAGGACAGGGGAGAUUGUUCCUCUAACAACUAGAGCAACACUUGCUGCAUGGCCACCUAGUAAUGAUGCAGUUCCAGGGCAUGUAGAUAAUAACCGCCCAACGAAUGUAAUUCCCCAGCAAACAAGUAGGCAAGGAUAUACGGCUAGUGUACCUGCCAAUGAUAUGCACAGACAAGACUUUGCUACUCCAACUAAUAGAAAUGAUGCUACGGCCAACACCUCACAUGCACCCUGGCCACCUGAACAAGAUGAAAUUCAAGGGCAUACUGACCCUCCUAUGCCUACCCAUUCACGACAAGGCCAUGACAUACGCAGACAAGACAUUGAAGUUCCUGUGUAUCAAAGUAAUCCUCAGCCUAGUACCGUGCCAGCACUGCAGCGUGCACACUCUGUCGCCACUGCUCAGCAUAUUAAUGAACCCUCAUCAGAAGUUUUGACACCUUUAGGAGGGACUAGGCAAGGCACCCCUGCCAGUUAUAUGCCUGAGGAGGAUGUUCAUGUACCUGUCAGCAUGGAUGCUGACGAGGCUAACACAUCUUCCAUACACAUGGAUGUUGAUGAUAUAUCAACUGUGUAUGAUCUGGAACCGCAUUUUAUACUUUCUGGAGAUAAAGAACCCCCUUUCAUAUAUUUGGCUAGUUUAUCAGCGAAGAAUGCGGCUAUUGAUGAUGAAACAUCUGUUGUUCGAGGAAAAAUAAAGUGUAUAAUCACUGGUGUCAAGAUAUUCCAAUAUAAAGAAAGGACUACCUUUGAACUCCGAGUUUAUAUCGACGACGGCAGUCUCAUCUCUGAGAUCCUAAUCGAUCACAACGUUGUACGAAAUGCAAUUGGUUAUUCUACUCAAGAGGUUUCAAAUGCCUCUGAGUAUCCGGAAGGCGAACGGAUCAAGAAGGCAGUAAGAGAAUUUUCAGUAUUUCUAGCUAAUUUUGAGGGAACAAUGCUUGUGGAGAUGCGGGGAGAGUCUCAAGUCCCAGUUGCCGUGGAGAUGGACCAGGGGUGUCCUACCUCUGAUGCUCAGUUGCUUCUUGAGAGGGUCAAGUCGCUCACUUCUACUCCUCUCCCCCUAAACCCUAAACCCUAAACCCCAUAAGCUCUAGACAUUAACAAGAGUAAGUCUUGAUGGUGGGGGAUCGAAAGGAAUCUGGCCACAUGUCCUUUAUUCUGGGCAAGUCUACAACUUUCUUGCUUAUAGCUUGUGUGGGAGGAACUCCAGGGUCAGUGAGCAGGUACCAAUGGUUGAACCAGUCGACG
This is a messenger RNA of Salvia splendens (bonfire salvia), 2177 nucleotides long. RefSeq names its product recQ-mediated genome instability protein 1-like. Gene Ontology annotation, biological process: double-strand break repair via homologous recombination; resolution of meiotic recombination intermediates. Gene Ontology annotation, molecular function: nucleotide binding. Gene Ontology annotation, cellular component: nuclear body; RecQ family helicase-topoisomerase III complex. NCBI's taxonomy places the organism in Eukaryota, Viridiplantae, Streptophyta, Magnoliopsida, Lamiales, Lamiaceae. The record is from RefSeq and is a predicted model, not a curated record. The transcript is spliced from 11 exons. Bases 1 to 2007 code for a protein of 668 amino acids.